Molecule: messenger RNA, 1296 nt
Organism: Naegleria gruberi
Lineage: Eukaryota; Heterolobosea; Eutetramitea; Acrasida; Naegleriidae
Exons: 1
Coding region: 1-1296 (431 amino acids)
Biological process (GO): chromatin remodeling; DNA repair; negative regulation of transcription by RNA polymerase II
Cellular component (GO): NuA4 histone acetyltransferase complex; Swr1 complex
Molecular function (GO): transcription corepressor activity
Source: RefSeq, a predicted model, not a curated record
AUGAGUGAUUAUGCCGAUUUGUUGGGUGUUCAACACUCCAAAAAAUCAGCACUUGAUCAAAUUCUUCAAACUCCACCAAAGAGUACAGCCAAAACUUUAAAAGAAGGAACACCAUUUAAAAGCCCAACAACAGCCACUAGGAUAUCGGAAACACCACUCCGAUCAACACAAAAGAGAAAGAUUGUACAAACAACAGAUAAAUGGAGAUGGAAACCUUUUAUAAAUAAUGCUAGGGAUGAUGGGGCUGUGUUUUAUCAUUGGGUUAGAGUUGAUGAUGAUGAUGACGAUGAACCUGUGGAGUUGAAUUAUCCUUUUGAAGUUUUAAACAAAAAGGCUAGAGUUUUUCAAUAUUCGGAUGAUGAUUAUAAAAAUAUAAUAGAACCUAUGGAUGAAAAAAGUGAUUGGACAAGAGAAGAAACUGAUUUAUUAUUUUCACUUUGUAAAACAUUUGAUUUACGUUUUAUUGUUGUACAUGACAGGUUUUGUUCAAGUGAAUUGAAAAGCAAGGAAUCUGCAAUUAAACGUUCAGUGGAAGAUUUAAAGAAGAGAUAUUAUGACAUCUCACGAGCAAUAUUAAAACAAAGAGCAAAGGGUAUUCCAAAAGAGAAGUUAAUGACACAUCCAAUAUUAAGUGUAGAUUAUGAUUACGAUUAUGAAGUGAGGAGAAAACAAAAUUUGGAAGCUCUUUUUUCACGAUCAUCUGAAGUGGAAAAGAAAGAAAAUGAACUAAGAGAACAAUUAAAAAAAAUUGAACAAAUUAAAAAGAAGAGAGAAGAAGAGGAGCAGCAAAAAAUCAAACAAAAGCAAAAAGAAGAAAAGGAAAAGCUAAGAAGAGAAGCUCAGCUAAAUGAAAAAUUAAGAAAAGAUCAAGAAGAAAUGAGAUUAGCUUCCACGCCGGCUGUCUUUACAGUGGAUGAAGAAAUUAUGGCCCCAAUUGACGAGAGUAUCUCCAAAUUUGAUUCAUUUAUUGUUGGAGAACUCAAGAGAGGAAAAGCAUAUAAUAGAAGCUUUUUAAUUUCAGAUUAUGAUGACUACGAGUACCACUAUGCUGUGGCUGAAACGCUUGGUGUUGGAAUUGCAUCCUUAAUGCCAACCAGAAAAGUACAUGAAGCAUUUGAAGGUCUCAAACCACUCUUUGACAAAUACAUGUCUCUCUAUGGCAGACCAGUUCUACCAGAAUAUGGUGAAACUGAGCCAGUACCUGUUGUUGAAGAACCAGCAGCUACCGCUGUCAAAAAGAAGAGAAAGAAAGAGAAAAGUGAAGAAUCUACAAAGAAAAAGAAGAAGAAACAAUAA